This is a messenger RNA of Cooperia oncophora, 414 nucleotides long. The record is from the annotation of a GenBank genome assembly. NCBI's taxonomy places the organism in Eukaryota, Metazoa, Nematoda, Chromadorea, Rhabditida, Trichostrongylidae.
AUGUCGCUAAAGGGCAUCGCUGUCCGUGGUCUUGUUGACUUCGCUGAACAGACAUACGAGAGUGAAUUGCUCUCGGUACUACCGGAGAAGAUCUCAUUCGAUCCGAGAACAGUGCAAAUAGCCAACGUGCCUCCGAAAACGGUGCUAAAUAAACAAAAUAUUCUAAUAAUGAUGUAUAGUUGCGUUCCUCAACCCAGUCCCACAACUCGCAGUUUCAUUGUAGCAGUCAUUAAUGCUAAUGUAGAAACACUUCGGCAUCUUCGAUUGAGCAUGAGAGCACAGCCAACAAGAAAGCCUCAGUACGUCUCUAGUACAAAGGUCCAAUCGACUUGGCCGGUGGACUUGGACUUCUCGCUGACGUAUACGCAACAGUUCGAGAGAUCAAUAACUGGAAACAUUGUUCUACAGCUUUAA